Labrus mixtus (cuckoo wrasse) is the source of this 2587-nucleotide messenger RNA. It is a transcript of the gene icam5, whose product is annotated as intercellular adhesion molecule 5. NCBI's taxonomy places the organism in Eukaryota, Metazoa, Chordata, Actinopteri, Labriformes, Labridae. Gene Ontology annotation, molecular function: integrin binding. Gene Ontology annotation, biological process: cell-cell adhesion. The coding region runs from base 223 to 2349 and encodes 708 amino acids. The record is from RefSeq and is a predicted model, not a curated record. Gene Ontology annotation, cellular component: membrane. The transcript is spliced from 8 exons.
CCUCUUACAGCUUCCUGGUCACCAGGGCGUUGACUUUGCUUCUGUGUGUAUUUCUUUUACUCUCUCUGAGCUUGUUUAACUGUCAGCAGCAGGUAAUUAACAUCAUCAGGUCUGAACCCGGAUUAAUCCUAUCCCGCUACUUAAGCUGGACAUCUACUGGACGGUCCUGAAACACACCUUACCUCCUCAAUCUACCUGCUUCCUCUCGCGUGCUGAUCCAGCAUGCAGCCUCUCAGGACGCUCUGCCCUCUCAUGCUCAUGAUUUUACUGUGUGACAGUAGCUGCCCCCCUGAGUCCAACCCCCUCACCCUGGAUCCUCCUGUGGUUGUAGGAGAACUCGGAGAGACAGUGGGUGUAAACUGCAGCAGUGUGAAGGAGGAUCAUUAUGGGAUGUACUGGAGAACCAGAAACACAGACUCUAAAGUGGAAGAGGACAAUAGUUUCAUCGCUGAGUCUCUGCAACUCUCAGACUGGAAUACAACAGCUGAGUGCAAAAUAAAGCUGAAUGAAAUUUCUGAAUGCAGCAAAGAGCUGGAAAUCAUCGUGUACAAGAACCCAGACCUGUCGAUGUAUCCCACAAAAUAUUUGACUGAUUUGGUGGAAGGGAAGCCCUUCGAGCUACAAUGUGAUAUCAUCGAGGUUGCUCCCGUUCAAAAACUCACUGUGAGGUGGUACAAAGGCAAACAAAUCAUCAAGACAGACACCUUCAGCAACACAACCAAAAGACCGGUGGACGAGUCUUCUACUCUGAUGGUCAACAUCAGCAGAGGGGACCACGGGGCUCAGUUUCGAUGUGAAGCUCAGCUGGACUUUGGGCCUCAUAGAGUACAAACUCCUGUUAUUUCUAAGCCGCAUCAAGUUUCUGUUCUGUAUUCCCCUGCAUUCAAGAGAAACACAGUAAGUGAUUAUUACAUAUUGAAAGAGGGUGUUAAUGUCAGCCUGCUCUGUGAAGCUGAGGGGAACCCCCCUCCUGUCUUCAGUUGGACUCGUGAUGGGCUGAAUUUGUCGGAGACGACAGAUCAUUUGAACCUUACUCGAGUAGAAAACAGUUCAAUCUACAACUGCACAGCCUCCAAUCGUCUUGGAAGCAUAACUAAGCGAAUCAGUGUUCAGGCAAUAAAAGUGGCCAAGAUGCCGGUCCCUGAAGUCAUGACCACCCCAGAGGCAACAACACCAACACCGACUUACCCAGAGGUAUCAACAUCAGCUGCCCCGGACACAUCAACACCAACCACUUCUGAGUCACCAACACCAGCCACUGAAGCUUCAACACCAGCCACUGAAGCUUCAACACCAGCCUACACAGAGGCUUCUACAGCACAAGGUUGCCUUCUCGUAUUGACACCUCCCGAAAUCGUGGUGAAAUUUGGAGAUCCAGCUACAGUGAACUGCAGCACAUCAGCCCCAGAUGCUUAUGUAAUGGGCUGGGAGUCAACAGUAGGAGGCACAGGGGUUGUAAAUCCACCGGCAGUCACCUGGAGGGUUAAAAAAUUGGAACAGUGGACCAUAGAACCUAAGUGUUUCGUCUCUACAGAACGGGAGCAGUGCAUUGUGACGCCAAAGGUCACUCUUUACAAAACUCCCGACAUGGUGUCAAUCUCUGUAAUGAAUCCUGGACCGAUGGUGGAGGGCAAAGACUUUUCCCUGAUAUGUAACAUCUCCAAUGUGGCUCCUGUUAGGAACCUCAAAAUACAGUGGUACAGAGGCGCCGUACAUGUGGACAAGCAAACAAUUAAUAACACCAUUGUGACCCCACUCAGUGUGUCUUCUACCCUGAGAAUCACACCUAGGAGAGGUUUUGACCAAUCAGAGUUUAGAUGCAUUGCUGAGCUUCAUCUUGGACCGUAUGGUCCACGGCCAGUCCCGACUAUGACCUCAUUGCCUUACAUAGCUGAUGUGCACUAUCUCCCCAUUUUCAAGGAAAGUUACAUUAGAGAGAUUAUCCUGGCCCAGGGUGAAAAUGUGACUUUUAACUGCACUGCUGAGGGCAACCCUUCCCCUAAGAUGCAAUGGAAGUUCCCCUCUGCAGUGAAUGUGAUAGAGACCACUGGGGGGCGCUACAGGAAUAUCAGCAUCAUAGGAGCCACGUCUACCAAUGCUGGUGUUUACAUCUGUAAUGCCACGAAUGACAUUGGGACUGUGACAAGAUCUGUCACAGUGAGAAUGCGAAGUAAAACUAGUGCGGGCCCCUCAUGGUUUAUAUGGGUUAUUGUUAUUCUUUGUGUGGUUGUCUUGCUCUGCAUCAUCGUGGUCAUUCUCCAACAUCGCCAGAAAAAAAAUGGACAAUAUAGUUUUGUCUUAAGCAAAGCCACGGAUGAUAUCCCAAUGACAGAUAAGCCUGAAGCUUAGGAUAUGAAUGACUUGAUGGAUAUCAGUGUGGGGACUGAUAGCUUAAGAAAACAUGUUGUUCUAUCAGCAUGGCAAAAUGGCCUGUACAUUUUGUAUUUUCUAACCUUUUUUAAAACACAAAAUGUAAUUAGAGUAAUCUAGUGAAAAUGAUCAGUGAUUUUGAACAUUUAUUUUAAUUUGUCAUUCUUGAAAGUCUAACAUACAUUUUUAUCUUUUGAAAUAAACACAGUAACCUGUA